AUGUGUUUACACUUUAAUCGAUAGAUAUAUUGUCCUAAACCGAAUCUAUAUUCACAAAUUAGACAAGAUUGUUAGUCUUUUAUUAAUGUGAUGACAGAAAUAAGAGCGUUUAAAAUAGAAGCACCUAGUGCUAAAACUAAUUAUAUUCUUUUAUUACCUACGUUCGCUAUGUUAUCAUACCAGCUUAAAAAUGAAGAAUCACUAACUUUUUGUAUUAUUGAAAAUAUAAGAGAUAGAAUAUUUAAAACUAAAAGAGCUAAGAGGAGAGUCUAAUAAAUGAGCAGACUUGUUAGCAUCAAAUUGAUGUAUUUUGAUUAGUUAAACUUUUUAUAAAAGUAGAAAUAGGUGAUCAUAAUAGCAAUUAGCGUUAAAGAUGGAAAGGUGUAUAGAAAAGCAAAAAGGCUAUUAGUAAUAAUCUAAACUGCAAUAAUAACUCCAAUAAUUAUUACAAAAGUUACUACAAACAAUAUCUGUUUUAGCAUUAAAAUAAUUUUUGAGUAUGUAUUAUUUUUUCUGUUUAUAUUAAAAACUUUGUUGAAAAUCUAUCUUAUAAUUCCAAUCAAAAUCGCUCUAUAUAAUUAUAAAAUUUAUCUUGUGACGAUAAAUGAUACAAAAUGUUUUUAUGUUCAUAAAAAUUCCAAAACCAAAUUCAUUUAUUGUAAAGUAUUUAUGCUUAUUUAAAAUAAAUAAAGAAUUUAAAAUUCUUACUUAAAAUUUGCUUAAACAUUUGAUUGUUUUUGA
Molecule: messenger RNA, 741 nt
Organism: Tetrahymena thermophila SB210
Lineage: Eukaryota; Ciliophora; Oligohymenophorea; Hymenostomatida; Tetrahymenidae
Product: transmembrane protein, putative
Exons: 2
Source: RefSeq, a predicted model, not a curated record